CGAUGAUUGAGUCCAUUAAGCACCGAUUUGGGAGGAUUUAUUCCAGGUCAAUUUUUGGCAGAUUCCAAUGGGGUACCAUCACAGAUUUCAGGCGAUUUAUUCGAAAUGCCAUUUUCUUUCGAUUCUGGAGGCUAUAGAUCACGGAAUCAGGCCGAGGCUAUUCUCCACCGAUAAUGAAGUCUAUUGAUCCUAUUCUCCACGGAUGAUAAGCCCGUUAAGCAUCAAUUUGGGCCAAUUUAUUUUCGGAUGGGAUUUUCGUAAUUUCUUGGGCGACGAAAGGCCAUUUUCUUUGGAUAUUGAAGGCUACAGAUCACGGAUUCGGCUUUUUGGCAUAUUCCAAUGGGGUACCAUCACAGAUUUUGGGCGAUUUAUCCGAAAUGCCAUUUUCUUUCGAUUCUAGAGGCUACAGAUCACGGAAUCUGGACAAGGCUAUUCUCCACCGAUAAUGAAGUCUAUUGAUCCUAUUCUCCACGGAUGAUAAGCCCGUUAAGCAUUGAUUUGGGCCAAUUUAUUUUCGGAUGACAUUUUCGUAAUUUCUUGAGCGAACAAAGGCCAUUUUCUUUGUAUAUUGAAGGCUACAGAUCACGGAUUCAGGCUGAGGCUAUUCUCCAACGAUGAUUGAGUCCAUUAAGCACAGAUUUGGACGGAUUUAUUCCGGGUCAAUUUUUGGCAGAUUCCAAAGGGGCACCAUCACAGAUUUCAGGUGAUUUAUGCGAAAUGCCAUUUUCUUUCGAUUCUAGAGGCUAUAGAUCACGGAAUCAGGCCGAGGAUAUUCUCCACCGAUAAUGAAGUCUACUGAUCCUAUUCACCGCGGAUGAUAAGCCCGUAAAGCAUCGAUUUGGGACAAUUUAUUUUAGGAUGGCAUUUUCGUAAUUUCUUGGGCGACCAAAGAACAUUUUAUUUGGAUAUUGAAGGCUACAGAUCACGGAUUCUGCCUGAGGCUAUUUUCCAACGAUGAUUGAGUCCAUUAAGCACCGAUUUGGGCGAAUUUAUUCCAGGUCAAUUUUUGGCAGAUUCCAAAGGGAUACCAUCACAGAUUUCGGGCGAUUUAUCCGAAAUGCCAUUUUCUUUCUAUUCUGGAGGCUACAGAUCACGGAAUCAGGCCGAGGCUAUUCUCCACCGAUAAUGAAGUCUAUUGAUCCUAUUCUACACGGAUGAUAAGCCUGUUAAGCAUCGAUUUGGGCCAAUUUAUUUUCGGAUGGCAUUUUCGUAAUUUCUUGGGUGACAAAAGGCCAUUUUCUUUGGAUAUUGAAGGCUACAGAUCACGGAUUUGGACUGAGGCUAUUCUCCAACGAUGAUUGAGUCCAUUAAGCACCGAUUUGGGUGGAUUUAUUCCGGGUAAAUUUUUGGCAGAUUCCAAAGGGGUACCAUCACAGAUUUUGGGCGAUUUAUCCGAAAUGCAAUUUUCUUUCGAUUCGGGAGGCUACAAAUCACGGAAUCAGGCCGAGGCUAUUCUCCACCGAUAAUGAAGUCUAUUGAUCCUAUUCUCCACGGAUGAUAACUCCGUUGAGCAUCGAUUUGGGCCAAUUUAUUUUCGGAUGGUAUUUUCGUAAUUUAUUGGAUAUUAAAGGCCAUUUUCUUUGGAUAUUGAAGGCUACAGAUCACGGAUUCGGCCUGAGGCUAUUCUCCAACGAUGAUUGAGUCCAUUAAGCACCGAUUUAGGCGGAUUUAUUCCGGGUCAAUUUUUGGCAGAUUCCAAAGGGGUACCAUCACAGAUUUCGGACGAUUUAUCCGAAAUGCCAUUUUCUUUCGAUUCUGGAGCCUACAGAUCACGGAAUCAGGCCGAGGCUAUUCUCCAACGAUAAUGAAGUCUAUUGGUCAUAUUCUCAACGGAUGAUAAGCCCGUUAAGCAUCGAUUUGGGACAAUUUAUUUUCGGAUGGCAUUUUCAUAAUUUCUUGUGCGCCGAAAGGCCAUUUUCUUUGGAUAUUGAAGGCUUACUGAUCACGGAUUUGGCCCGAGGCUAUUCUCCAACAAUGAUUGAGUCCAUUAAGCACCGAUUUGGGCGGAUUUAUUCGGGGUCAAUUUUUGGCAGAUUCUAAAGGGGUACCAUCACAUAUUUCGGGCGAUUUAUCCGAAAUGCCAUUUUCUUUCGAUUCUGGAGGCUACAGAUCACAGAAUCAGGCCGAGGCUAUUCUCCACCGAUAAUGAAGUCUAUUGAUCCUAUUCUUCACGGAUGAUAAGCCCGUUUUGCAUCGAUUUCGGACAAUUUAUUUUCGGAUGGCAUUUUCGUAAUUUCUUGGGCGACUAAAGGCCAUUUUCUUUGGAUAUUGAAGGCUACAGAUCACGGAUUCGGUCUGAGGCUAUGUUCCAACGUUGAUUGAGUCCAUUAAGCACCGAUUUGGGAGGAUUUAUUUCGGGUCAAUUAUUGGCAGUUUCCAAAGGGGUACCAUCACAGAUUUCGAGCUAUUUAUCCGAAAUGCCUUUUUCUUUCGAUUCUGGAGGCUACAAAUCACAUAAUCAGGCCGAGGCUAUUCUCCACUGAUAAUGAAGUCUAUUGAUCCUAUUCUUCACGGAUGAUAAGCCCGUUUUGCAUCGAUUUAGGACAAUUUAUUUUCGGAUGGCAUUUUCGUAAUUUCUUGGGUGCCGAAAGGCCAUUUUCUUUGGAUAUUGAAGGCUACUGAUCACGGAUUUGGCCCGAGGCUAUUCUCCAACUAUUAUUGAGUCCAUUAAGCACCGAUUUGGGCGGAUUUAUUCGGGGUCAAUUUUUGGCAGAUUCCAAAGGGGUACCAUCACAUAUUUCGGGCGAUUUAUCCGAAAUGUCAUUUUCUUUCGAUUCUGGAGGCUACAGAUAACGGAAUCAGGCCGAGCUAUUCUCCACCUAUAAUGAAGUCUAUUGAUUCUAUUCUUCACGGAUGAUAAGCCCAUUUUGCAUCAAUUUGGGGCAAUUUAUUUUCUGAUAGCAUUUACGUAAUUUCUUGGGCAACGAAAGUCUAUUUUCUUUGGAUAUUGAAGGCUACAGAUCACGGAUUCGGCCCGAGGCUAUUCUCCAACGAUGAUUGAGUCCAUUAAGCACAGAUUUGGGCGGAUUUAUUAGGGGUCACUUUUUGGCCGAUUCCAAAGGGGUACCAACACAGAUUUCGGGCGAUUUAUCCGAAAUACCAUUUUCUUUCGAUUCUUGAGGCUACAGAUCACGGAAUCAGGCCGAGGCUAUUCUCCACCGAUAAUGAAAUCUAUUGAUCCUAUUCUCCACGGAUGACAAGCCCGUUAAGCAUCGAUUUGGGCCAAUUUAUUUUUGGAUGGCACUUUCGUAAUUUCUUGGGCGACGAAAGGCCAUUUUGUUUGGAUAUAGAAGGCUACAGAUCACGGAUUCGGCCUGAGGCUAUUCUCCAAUGAUGAUUGAGUCCAUUAAGCACCGAUUUGGGCGGAUUUAUUCCGGGUCAAUUUUUGGCAGUUUCCAAAGGGGUACCAUCACUGAUUUCGGGCGAUUUAUCCGAAAUGCCAUUUUCUUUCGAUUCUGGAGGCUACAGAUCACGGAAUCAGGCUGAGGCUAUUCUCCACUGAUAAUGAAGUCUAUUGAUCCUA
Linum trigynum is the source of this 3523-nucleotide messenger RNA. Lineage: Eukaryota; Viridiplantae; Streptophyta; Magnoliopsida; Malpighiales; Linaceae. The record is from the annotation of a GenBank genome assembly.